CCGGACCUUGCGCCUAGUGGAUCGAACGUGAAUUCCCGGCCGCGUGCUGCUGCCGGGAUAUGCCCCGAUCGCAUAACGGCACCGUCGCUUCUCGCUCGCGCACGUCUGCGUCGUCAUCGUCCGCGCGAGGACAAAACCAUCCCUCCCGAGUGCAAACUGUCCCGUGCCCUCACAGCCGCGCUGUCGGUGAUAAUGUCCUGCGCCCAAGCGUCGUGCCGUUGCGUAUCGUCGAGUGCGUGAUCGUUUGCGUGCGCUGUGCUGUGCUGAUAGCACGCCUGGAUCGAGUGAAAACUAGUGGCGCGGAUAACGAUCAAGGCGAUCGCGUGGUGAAUCUACCGCGCUAUCACCGACCCGCACCGGAAUCGGUCCGUUGUUCUCUUCGCGAUCGCGGUGACAGUGCGUGUGUGAGCUGCGAAAUGACCGAGAACUCGAGAAUCGUUAAGGACGGGGUCGCGCCCGUCAUCGUGAAGGGAUCGGCCGCGAACGGGCACCAUCAUUCGCAGCUGAACGGUGGCCAUGUGGCGCUUGGGAAGGACGGUCGGAAGGUGAUCGCACCGUUGCUGGAGGCGGAUGGGCACGCGAUCCAUGAACCACCGGAUGGUGGCACCCGCGCGUGGCUCGUGAUGGUGGGUGCGUUCCUGUGCAAUGGUGUCCUUUUUGGGGUGAUCAACACGUACAGUGUGGUGUACCUGAGCCUGCAGAAGCAGCUCCAGCAGAGCGGUGAUAGUGAGGCGUCCAGUAAGGCGGCUUUGGUCGGUUCGCUGACGAUUGGUACAACGUUCCUGCUUUCGCCGGUGUCUGGCAUCCUGACGGACAAGAUCGGACUUCGACGAACGACUUUCAUAGGAGGACUUCUCACGUGCAGUGGCAUGUUUCUGUCGUCCUUCGUCACCCAUAGCGUGGUCGCACUGUACUUCACGUACGGCAUCAUGUUUGGGUUGGGUGCAGCUCUCGCUUAUACACCUUCACUCGCCAUCCUCGGGCAUUACUUCAAGCGGUAUCUCGGACUUGUGAACGGUAUCGUAACGGCUGGUUCUAGUGUCUUUACUGCCAUCAUGCCCGUAUGUCUCAACUACCUGGUGGAGCACACGAGUCUCGCUACUAGCUUCCGGAUCCUGGCCAUCAUUUCGAGCUUCGUCAUUUUCUGUUCGUUGCUGUACAAACCACUUCAACCACCACCACCGCCACCGAAUGUGAAACCGGGCCGUUCCGCCGUCAACAACUUCCUGCGAUCGUUCAUCAAUUUCGACAACUGGAAGAAGCGCCGGUACAUCAUUUGGGCCGUCUCGAUCCCGAUCGCACUGUUCGGGUACUUCGUACCGUACGUGCACAUGGGCAAGUUCGUGCAGGAUAACUUCCCGGGAAAAGGUGAAAAUCUACCCGUUAUGUGCAUCGGCAUCACGUCUGGGUUGGGUCGGCUUAUCUUUGGUUUCAUCGCGGAUCUACCACGUGUGAAUCGCGUACUACUGCAGCAGAUGUCGUUCGUGCUGAUCGGAACACUAACGAUGUGUCUUCCGGCUACUGGAUCUUUUCCUUUGCUGCUUGCUAUCGCGCUCGCGAUGGGAUUGUUCGAUGGAUGCUUCAUCUCACUGCUCGGUCCCAUUGCGUACGAUAUUUGUGGACCACGUGGUGCUACGCAAGCCAUCGGCUUCCUGCUCGGAAUGUGCUCGCUGCCGUUGACGCUUGGACCACCAGUUGCUGGUAUGCUGUACGAUCAGACCGGUUCAUAUAAGCUGCCGUUCAUCCUGGCCGGUAUUCCACCGCUGUUCGGUGCUAGCACAAUGUUCCUUAUCCGGUGCGUGCGGGAUGAGGAUUCUAAGCAGCAGGUUGCAGGGACGGAACCCAAGCAAGAGCCGCUAGCACACGCUGCCUGGGAUUGUGAAAACCCCACCGAUGGAAAACCACUCAACGGGCUACACCACGAGCGCCGAGCAACGCUAGCCAGUUCAGAAUCCCUUACAGCGGAAAAGAAUGAAACGGGUUAGGCUGGGUGUGUUGUGGUAGGGCAGCACCAAGGGGCCGGAAUUCGUGAGUGCGAGCGGGAAGCUCACACACGCACACGCACUAGGGUGAAGCAAGAUCGAAAAACCCACCCACAACCCCCGUGGUAGAAGGACUAGUACGCGUGCGAUUUUGUUUCAGGCGACUUAUCGGCACGUGGUGCUGCUCGAAAUGGGCAGACGGGUGCGUAUGGCGUAUGGAACGCUUCUAGCUCCUAGGGACCGGGAUAUGGUCCGUCGGUUCGUUGUUGUGUAGAUAGGGUAGUGGAUUAGACUAGAAUUCAAGAUGGCUUCAGGACAUCGGUGGAACACCACGUCCAGGCUGGGCGAUUCGACAUGGGGGUACUUUGGUUGGGGGCUCCUACGAGUAACGUGUUGUUGCUUUGUGGGACGCCGACGGAGGAUCCACCCCCCAAUGGGGAUGGUAGGGGGGGGGGGGGAUGAACGUUCGCAGGCAGCAUUUCCAGAAGAAUACACACUGUCCAGGUACAGAGCCACGCUUUUGUACAAUAUUUAUGUUUUAGUAAAUAGGAUGUUAUUCUUUAGCCGAAGUGGUAUGAGAUUUUUUUUCCUAGGAUGUAACGAAAGGUAACUAAAUGAAUUGAGUGCAGCUCGGAGUGGUACGGAGGACGAGGGAUGACUGGGGAAGGGUGAAAUAAAGCUGAAUCUUAACCU
Anopheles nili is the source of this 2675-nucleotide messenger RNA. RefSeq names its product monocarboxylate transporter 10 (gene kar). Gene Ontology annotation, biological process: transmembrane transport. The transcript is spliced from 5 exons. Lineage: Eukaryota; Metazoa; Arthropoda; Insecta; Diptera; Culicidae. Gene Ontology annotation, molecular function: monocarboxylic acid transmembrane transporter activity. Bases 60 to 1985 code for a protein of 641 amino acids. The record is from RefSeq and is a predicted model, not a curated record.